Lichtheimia ornata is the source of this 408-nucleotide messenger RNA. RefSeq lists its product as uncharacterized. The record is from RefSeq and is a predicted model, not a curated record. The transcript is spliced from 2 exons. Bases 1 to 408 code for a protein of 135 amino acids. Lineage: Eukaryota; Fungi; Mucoromycota; Mucoromycetes; Mucorales; Lichtheimiaceae.
AUGCGGAAAUGCUCACUCGAUGAAGAACUUGACGCAGCAACACGCGAAUACGACUAUGGCAUCGUCCCUGGAUCUUGCACUGUUUUUGUACGUGAUACUGCCAACAAUGUCGGUCGCCUCGAUUUGACCUUGCUCGAGGAUGUCUUGGUGGUCAUUGACUUGACCGAUCAGGGCUAUAUGGUUACUUCAUGUUCAGCUCUCUCCAAUGCAGGCCUUGCAUUAGCCACUGCUAGCAAAGCACAAUCACAUCUCAACAAGCCCUUUGAAACUCUCGAAAGCCUGCUCAUGGCCAUUUCUCCGUUAUUCUGUCAACGUUUUCAAGAAGUCUUACUUUCCAAGCUGCUUCAGGAUCCCAAUACCAACAAGAAUAGUGAAGAAGAUGUACAUCAAUGGGUUCAACCUUCCUAA